Molecule: messenger RNA, 2630 nt
Organism: Delphinapterus leucas (beluga whale)
Lineage: Eukaryota; Metazoa; Chordata; Mammalia; Artiodactyla; Monodontidae
Gene: COX18
Product: cytochrome c oxidase assembly factor COX18
Biological process (GO): protein insertion into mitochondrial inner membrane from matrix; mitochondrial respiratory chain complex IV assembly
Cellular component (GO): mitochondrial inner membrane
Molecular function (GO): membrane insertase activity
Source: RefSeq, a predicted model, not a curated record
UAUGGCUGCCGGCGGACUCCCGCCAUCUUUACGCCCCGGGUCGCCGGCGCAUGCGCGUAGCGGCCUCGGUGAGCGGUACGCGCAGCUCUCCCGUGUCGCCCGCGUGUUGGAUACAGUUGUGUGCAGAGAUGCUGUGCCGGCUGAGCGUUAGGUGGUUGCAGCCGCGGCCUGCCCUGCAGCUCCGGGGCUUGGGCCCACCGGUCGUACCGGCCCCCACCGGCGGCGCCAAGCCCUCCGCUCUGCCAUUGUGGGCGGUGGCAUCAGUCUCUGCAGUUGGCCCGAGCGGCGCGGGUGGCUGGUAUGAAGCCCUGGCUACGUCGGCGCCGGUGCAGGGCGCCGAGGACGUACUGCUGUUUGCGCACACCGCCUCGGGCCUGCCCUGGUGGGGCAGCAUUCUUCUCACCACCGUGGCCCUGCGCGGCGCUGUCACGCUGCCCCUGGCCGCCUACCAGCACUACAUCCUGGCCAAGGUGGAAAAUUUGCAGCCAGAAAUAAAAAGCAUUGCAAGGCACCUUAACCAAGACGUUGCAGUUCGUGCAAAUCAGUUGGGGUGGUCCAAAAGAGCUGCCAGGCUCACUUAUCUAAAGACUAUGCGGAGGCUUGUUUCAGAGCUGUAUGUUCGGGAUAACUGCCACCCUUUCAAAGCCACUGUGUUGGUCUGGAUUCAGCUUCCAAUGUGGAUAUUCGUGUCUGUUGCUCUCCGGAAUUUUAGCACAGGGGCAACACAUUCAGAAGCAGGUUUUUCUGUUCAGGAGCAGUUAGCUACUGGUGGGGUCCUGUGGUUUCCUGACCUCACUGCCCUGGAUUCCACUUGGAUUCUGCCUGUCUCCAUUGGUGUCAUCAACUUAUUAAUAGUGGAGAUUUUUGCUCUGCAGAAAGUUGGAAUGUCUCGUUUCCAGACAUAUAUUACGUACUUUGUUCGUGCAGUAUCAGUGUUGAUGAUUCCAAUUGCAGCGACAGUACCUUCAUCGAUUGUUCUCUACUGGUUAUGCUCCAGCCUCAUGGGCCUUUCACAGAACUUGCUGCUACGUUCUCCUAGAUUUCGCCAACUUUGUCGAAUACCGUUGACCAAGUCAGAUUCAGACACUCCUUAUAAAGACCUCUUUGCUGCCUUUUACGCCAAGUUCAUUUCAAGAAAAUGACAUACUUUCUAGUAAUUCUGAAACAAUUACAAGUUUCACUGUUAAUGUAUUUAGAAGAUUUAGAAAUUCAGAUAUGGUUUAAUUUGCUUUUUAAAAUCAUGAGCUCUGUGAAGUACUGUGGAUUAAGAUAUAAUCCAGAUAUAUUUGACAGUACUUAAAAUCAUUUAAGUGCUAAAACUGUAGUAUGUUCAGUUAUGUAAAAGUGGGAUCAAAGUGUCGGGCCCUGUUUAUAAAAUUACAACUUGCGAGAGGUGCUAGAACUUUGGAGAACAGGACUAGAGAAGUUUUAUAAAAUAAAAGAAUCCAGUGAAGUGAUUUUUAAAAUUUUGGGGGUGUGGAGGAUCAUAGACCCGGUUAAUCAUUUAAUAAAGCCAUGGUUUUCUCUUCAGAAAAGUCCUGGAACUCACAACAUGGAGGCCUUUAUUGACCCCCCUUCUGGUAAUUCCUGGCUAAUAAGUGUUAUUCUAAUGGAACAUACAUUGAUGAUGAGUUAAUGUGUGCUUUUGAAAUGAAAAGGACUUGAGAUACACGCAGUGGAGUAGUCCACACAUGUAAGAAAGUACCUAAUAGGGUAGGUAGUGUUGCUUCUCAACCUUGCUCUGAAGGAAUACAAAAAUUGUACAUUUCCUUUCUCUGUAAUUUAAGGAGUCUGGAAUACAGAGCAUAGAACUAAGUACUGCUAGAGCCCAAAGUAGAAAAUCUUAAGCUAAUCAUAUAGAAUAUGAAGGAACCCAAUAUCUCUGAUAAUCCUUUAAGAAAGUGAAAAACUGGUACUAGGGUCAAGGCUGUGCUAAUUGGGAGACUCCUUUAGACCUGUACACCUUGGUAUGAUAAUGCAUAACAUUAAAUUGGUCUGAGGAUCUUAUAUAUUACAAAAUUCAUAAUUUCAUAGCUUGGAAAAAAGGAUCAAAGUAAAUUUUAAAAGCUCAAAAGAUCAGGAUAGUAUUUAGCAAGUUUUAAAAAUAAUGACUGAAUACAUGAAGAUACAUUAGUUACACUAUUACUAGAAAUUAAAUAGUAGGUGAAGAAUCAUCUCAUUCAGCCAGAGAACAUGCAUAUGAACAUUGUGUAUUCAGUCAUUAGAGAAUGUAGGUAGAUCACAUAAUUGUGAAAUAAGCUUGUUGUGCAGAAUUCUGGAGACAGAGCUGUUUGAGUCUUUCCUGUCAUCUCAAAGUACAGUAGACCCUUCUGUCUUCCUAGCCCCACAGCCACAACCAUUAAGAGCUUCAAACUGUCAGCAGCUAGAAUCCCAUCAAACAGCUGAACCAGACUUCAUUAGAUAAGGACUAACAUAGCCACAGAGAGGAAAUGAUUCUGUGACUUGAACAUAUUAACUUGACUGUAGUCGUUUGUGGAAUACAGUUUCAAAGUAAAAAGGACUAUUAGAAAACUUUGAACUUUAUUUGGUAAUUGUAUUGCUCUUGUUAAUAUUGCAUUGCUGUUUUGGAACUCUUACUGUCAGGUAAAAUAUAUAAUGAUGUUUACUGG